CGUGACUUGGUGUCCUGCAACAGCUGGGGGUUGGACUGGAUGGCCUUCAUGGCCCCUUCCAACUCUACGAUUCUACAGUACAUUAAAAGCAGGCAGUCGACUUAGAGGUUUGUGAGCACAGCAAAACAAUGGCAGAUCCACGUUUUCAUUCUGUUUGUUUAACCCCAUUUCUUUCCCUUGGGUCCAAGGCUGCUGUCAGAGUGUGAGUGAUGGUGCAAGUAGGUCAGAUUUUCCACGCCUGUCUGUUGUUUCAGGGAAGACAAGCUCUUGAACUUUCCAUGCAAGUGUAUAAAAUCAGCCUUACACAGCCCAUGAUAUUCAUUUCUACCCCUGCGUGUUGUUUCAAUUUCUUCUGCCCAGGUUGAGCUGCCAGGUACAUGAAAGGGAACAUGUUCUGGAAACUUCAGUGAUUCAAGUCUCAUUUGUAAGUAAUAAAUGUUUUUAUAUUAAUAAGUACAUAGAAGCAUUAUACUGUGUAUGUGAAAAAUUUUCUUUUCCUCACUGAAUUUUUAUUUAAAUGCAUAGUGCUAACUGGCAUUUUUCUGAUUAUGUAUGUAUGUAUUUAUUUCUUUAACUUGGAGGAUAUUGCUGAAUCUAUUCCCUGCAGAACGGAACCCCUGGUGGAUUUUUUUUUUUGCCUGGGUGACCCCUAAAUCAGCCUCUGAGGGGCUGGAGUUACUGAUGGAGCAGGUUUAGGGUCAUGGGUAUCAAGGAAACACGUCUUAGUGGUUUUGCAGUGGAAACAAGGGAGUUGUGCAGGUAGAAUUUCACCUGCAUAAUACUGGAUGUAGCUCUUUCUGACCUUUCCUGUACUAAAAUCAAACAUUUCUUGCAAUGUUCGUCUUAUUUUGCAUCUUUAUUACUUCUGACAGAAUAGUUUUCUGCAGAUGAUAAGGCUCCAUGUGCUGCCUCGGGAGGGGAACCUCCUACUCUUUCCCAGCCUCGUACCCACCACAUGCUUUGACCUACAACUCUUGCAUUCCUGAGCACAGGACAUGCUAUCUGAGGCUGAUGGGAACUGGAGUCCAAACAGGUGGAGGGUGCACAAUUGAGCAAACGUUGUAUAUAUACAAAUUCCUAUGCAUGGAAGUAUCUCAAGCAAUUUGGAUAACUACAGCAAUGGGACUUAUGGGAAUGUCUUGCCCUGAAACUGGUACACAGUCUGCCCAUCUCUGCCUCCUUCCAAAAUGAACACUUCCCCAAAACUGGUCUCGGUGUGAGGCCAGGGAAGUGCCUUAAUGGGCACUUCUGGCCCUUAGUGAUGGUGGUGGAUGCUUGUUAGAACAUCUCUGUCGGAGGUCGCUGAUCCGGCCCCUGGUUGCUUGUUGUGGGCACAGGCUGCUAACAAGAUGAAACUGCCAGGUCAUAACAUUCCUUAAGACACGUUGGAAACUUCUUGGGCUGAGUUUGCAAGCCGCUCCAUAGGAAGUUUGGAAUGCUUGGAUAAAUAAGAGUUGAUUUACCUGCCCGGAGAGCCUUUUUGGCUCAUAGGGUGGGAUAUAAAUCCAAUAAAUAAAUUUAUUCUUGAUCUGUUUUCCAGUGAAAGCUUGUUCAGUGGCAUUUUAGGAUACCUAUGAAAAAGUAGCACAUGACCCUUUCACUCCCAUCCCCAGCCCACUUGUGCAGCUGAAGUGCCCGGCAUGCCCCAGGAAAACAAAUAGUUUGUUUUUCACAUUCACACAUUAUAUUCUUAAGCUAAAUUUGGGGAGAGCAAAGUUGCUUGCAAAGUGGUCUUUCUGGGUGGACAGAUAAUGCGACCUUCAGUUGUGUAACGUUCUGAAAUUCCAUAAAGAACUAUUGGGAACUGAGGAAAUUCACGAGUCAUUCACUGAUUUCAGGAGGAUUGAGUUGGGACAAAUGCUUGGUAGAUUGCGUGACAGAGUAGACCUUGUUCUUGAUCGAAUGCUCUCCAUUACAUCUUCAUAUGCAUAGAACUCCAGGGAGGCUCGUCCUCAUUUUCUUGUGAAGGGACUGGCCCAGUGGCCACGUCUGGUGCAGCUGUCUGCACUGAAAUAUGGAAUUCCAUGUGUGCAGUGGGAUUCCAGUGUUUGUAAGGGGAUGCUGUGACCAGAUGUUGCUUAGGAGAGGAACUUCGCCUGCUUACCCAGUUAACAUCUGGCCAGCAUGAAAAAGAGGGCUUCAGCCAGACUCGGAUUCUCAGAGACCAGCCACAUCAUCAGCUUGCACUAGUGGAUAUUAGAAAACCUGCCUUGCCUCCUGACAGCAUUCAUAGAAACACAGAAACAGAGUGAGUCAGAAGGGACCUCCCAGGCCAUCUAGUCUGACCCCCGGCUCCAGCCAGCUCCGCUCAUGACAUGCCUUGCUUAGUGUUUUAUUGGAAAUGGCAUUUAAACACAUACUUGGUUUUUGGAGUCUGCACAUUCUUUCUGUUAAAUUCUGUGUUCCAUCUCUGUGUGUUCCUUUUAAUGCAGAUUCUAGCCACGGAGUUCAUCUUGGAAAAUGGUUUUCCAGAAGUCACCUGAUGGUGGAUGGGGCUGGAUGAUUGUGGUGGUAUCUUUCUUUACCCAGUUCUUGUGCUAUGGAUCUCCAUUAGCUGUUGGAGUGCUUUACCUAGAGUGGCUGGAUAUGUUUGGAGAAGGAAAAGGAAAGACUGCAUGGGUCGGAUCCCUUGCAAGUGGGGUUGGACUACUUGCAAGUCCUAUUUGCAGUACCUGCGUGUCCACUUUCGGAGCACGACCUGUAACAAUUUUCAGUGCCUUUAUGGUUGCAGGGGGCCUGAUGAUGAGCAGUGUCGCCCCCAAUAUCUACUUCCUGUUCUGUUCCUAUGGAAUUAUUGUUGGACUUGGGUGUGGCUUACUGUAUACAGCGACAGUCACCAUCACCUGCCAGUAUUUUGACAAACGCAGAGGCCUUGCGCUCGGUCUCAUUUCCACAGGAUCAAGUGUAGGACUUUUUAUAUAUGCGGCUUUGCAAAGAGAGCUCAUUGAACUGUACGGCUUGGAUGGAUGCUUGCUCAUUGUUGGUGCCCUGUCUCUAAACAUAUUAGCCUGUGGGUGUCUAAUGCGGCCUUUGCAGUCACACAGCACUGCCUUACCAGAAAAGCCAAGUCUGGAGAAGGGCCCGGAUGAAUACCUCAUUUACAAUGAAAGAGAAAAGCAUGUUUACGAAGAAAAUAUAAACAUACUUGAAAAGGCUGGCAGCGAAGAAAAAGGAGGUUUUACAGCGACCUGUGGCGAGUGCAAAAAGGAGUCCCUCGCAACGGCCAACAGACUAUUAUCAAUAACACCAAGAGAAGCAGACACUUACAAAAAGAAAGUAGCGGAGCGCACCUAUUUCUGUAAACAGCUCGCCAAGAGGAAAUGGCACCUGUAUUUGGACUACUGGGAGGAAACUGUGGAUCUCUUUAAAAACAGAGUAUUUUCGUCGCUUUUUAUCGCCAUUUUCUUCUUCGACAUUGGCGGUUUUCCUCCUUCCCUGCUCAUGGAAGAUAUAGCGAGAAGUUCGAACAUCAGUGAAGAAGACUGCAUCAUUCCCCUCAUUUCUAUAAUAGGUAUUAUGACUGCCAUUGGCAAACUUGUUCUAGGAAUACUGGCCGAUUUUGAUUGGAUCAAUACUUUAUAUCUGUAUGUCUUGACUUUAAUCAUGACUGCUGGAGCACUGGUUUUAAUUCCAUUUGCCCAAAGUUACAUCACACUGGCAAUACUUUCAGGGGUUUUAGGCUUCCUGACAGGCAAUUGGUCCAUUUUCCCUUAUGUCACAACAAAGACUGUGGGAAUUGAGAAAUUAACCCAUGCAUAUGGCAUCUUGAUGUUUUUUGCUGGACUUGGAAACAGUCUUGGACCACCAAUUGUAGGCUGGUUUUAUGACUGGACAAAAUCUUACGACGCGGCAUUUUACUUCAGUGGACUCUGCGUUCUCUUCGGAGGGGUGCUCCUGUUGGCAGCCGCCUUGCCGUGCUGGAACAGCCUGGGCAGGAGUCACCCACCCGAAAAGCCUCUUCCAAAUAUCUACCCCUACAAGGUUGCUUCUGGCGUGUAAGUGACCAUGAGGAACUGGCUUCUCUUUUUCGUACUGCACAGCAAGGUAUUUCUCAGAACCCUUUCUACAUGCUUAUUUAUGAAUUAAAAUAGAACUUCCCGUGUGACUUCGAAAAGCUUGUAGCUUUGCUCCAGAACGCUAUCAGCUUCAAGAGGCCCCUUGCCUGCCCGUUGCCAGCAAGCAAAAAGCUCCUCUCAUGGCCGGGGCACCAUUGCUGGAUUGUGGUGAAUCUCGCCAUCCUAUCUGUGUGCAGAGGUGCAAGGUACCUUGGCUUCCCCAUUGGCUUCAGUGCCAAAGAGCGGCAAUACCCACGAGGAACAGUGAAGUCAGUGCAGCGCUCUUUGGAUGCAGAACUUGUGUGUGCCUGGGCGAAGUCACGCUUUCCUUUUUCUCACUCAUGGGGGACUGUACGCAGUUUCAUCAGCUAAAUAUUUUUGUAAUGGAACAACAUGUGUUUUAUACAAACUGUGAUGCAGUUUGCUUUUUGUUUAUCCAUGACAAGGCACUGGUUUCUUCUCUCUUCGGAAAUCCCGAAGGCUGUAGAUUAAGAGACGCUGAAGACGAUGGAUGACGGGGUGUGGAAGAGCGAUGAGACCAGGGCAAGGGAUGGGGGUGCGUGGCUUGCUGAUAAGUUUGAUAGUUUCUGUUGUAGCAUCUCACUGGUCACCACAAGGAUUUUGGUCACAUUGUCUGUGAAGUAGUUGGCAUAGUAAGAAUUAAGCUUGCGCAAGAGAUGCUGAAAACCUUUUGUCACUCUUUCAGCAGGCUGUUGUUUGUUUGUUUUUAAACGCACAUAUCAAAACCAAAAUCUAGAGAACCAGUUUUGAAGCAAAACCUCUUCAUCCUAAAAUGGUUUCAUUCUUUGUCAACAUCACAACUGAGUGAAACCUUUAAAGAAGACCGUGCCAUUCUAAGUGCUUCAAAUAGUUACAUUAAAAAUAACUGCUCUUAUGUAGACCCUGUUAAAUUUUAAAUUAAUUUCAUGCUUAAAGGUUCAGAUACUCUAAGGCUGCUGUCUGCAAGCAAUGAAGCAAGAAUUAUUCAUGGGGCUUUGCGCAAAAACUCUGCUAAAAGGCAUUUGUUGAAUGUAGCUAAAGCAUUUAAAGGAAAUGCAUACAACAUUGAAAAAAUUGCUGUAGAAAUAAUAUUUACGUGAAGGUAUUUGAAAGACAACGUGGAUGCAACUCCUAGCAUUUUUUUUUAAAGAUGCUUUUUUCUGGUCUUCAGGCAUAUAUGGAGGGGGUUUAAACCUUGUUGCUUAUUAGAAGAAAUCAGUGUAGUCUGUGAACGUUCCGGGUUUAUGCUGCAGGUGGAAAGGAGGGGUGGGACAGAAGACUUCCCACAGUCAGUUCAGUGAGGCGAUUGCAGAGAAGGUCCUGGUGCUUGGUCAUCACCGUGUGGUUAGAAGGAGAAGUGAAUAAAAGAACCGUUUCUUUUCCUGCUUUUGGCACUGCAGGAUACAACGACCUCCGGAAUGCACUUUUACAGUUUUCACAAGCUCUACUCUUACUGCUAUAGUUGUCUAUUUUAACUCAAGAUUCAUCCCUAUUUUCGUUAGGCCAAUAUUUCCCAUUUGUGUUAAACGUGAACCGAGACUCCAUCAUCAUCAUCACCAUCAUCAUCGUCAUCCAUAACAUUUCUAUACUGCCCGUAGCCAAAUCUCCCUGGGUGGUUCACAAUAUUAAGUUACGCAUCCGAUUCCAGCCAGCCCCAAACCUGCUUAGCUUCCAAGAUGAGGCAGGAUCAGGUGCUUCAGGCUACAUGGAAGCUCUGACCAGUUGUCCCCUCCUGCCCACACGCUCACUGCUUUCCCCCUUCAGCAUCCGCUCAUCUGGGCAUUUGUGCCACUCAACAACACUUUGCAACAGGGCACCCAAAAAGGUCAGAGGUAGCGUGGAAGAAUUCUCUGUUUGCGCGCUCUGUCUUCCGACCAAGGUCCCAACACCAAAUCUGGGACCUGCAGAGUUUUUGUUUUCAGUUCCAGUUACGGAAAACUUCCAGUAAACCUUGAGAGGAAGGACACUGAACAACCAUUACCUUCAGGGUUUGGCAUUUGAGAGCCUCUUCAAUGCAGAAAAAAAUUCAGAUGCUCCAAAACUUCAGUGUAAGGCAGAGGGAAGCCCUGGCCAAAUUUAAUCCAGGGCCAGGAGACCCCACCCAAGUUUUGAUUUUUCUUCUUUGAAUGCAGCAAUUCAUAGACUGUUUUGGAUAGUCUCUGUUUGCCAUUGAGUGUGAAGUGUUUGGCCAACACAAGCCUAGUGCUUGUGUUGCGCAUUGCGCAGAUCUUUGUAUCCCAGGCAUUUGUGUGUGUUGACAAGUUCACUUGUAAAGACAAUAAAUGUUCUCAAAAGUUGCAUGUCAGAGAGCCAAUGCUGGGUGCCAACUUUUUAUGGUGAUGCUGCAGUCUUUGGGACAGCUAAUCCAAAUGUCCAUUCCGCAUGCAAGAGGGCCUGUCUUUACCAAAGGAGCCAUUUCAGAACCCAGUGAUUGGGCUCAACCCUAUAUAUUUUGCAUUCUCUGCUCCUCCUUGAAAACAAGUGUGAGGGUUUCCACCUAAAUGUAGAAUUGUCCUGAAUAUGACCACUAAAUUCCAUUCCAAGAAGUCAGAUAGACAAUACAGCUUUCCUCAACCUAUACCCUCUACAUGUAUUCAGGUAUAACUAACAUCAUUCUUGGCCAUUGGUGAUGCUAGCCAAGGCUGAUGGGAAUCUUAGCCAAAAACAUCUGGAAAAUACCAUGCUAGGGAAGGCUAGUGUAAUAAACAAGGCUAUACUGUCCAGUUAUAGGAAAGGUUUCACUGACCUCACUCAAAAUAGCGUCUACUGAUGUUCUGAUCAGAGUCAGCCCUGUUACAUUCUGAUUGUAGAUUUAUACCAGAAUAAGUCACAAGGAAUCCAGUGGGAUUGCAGCUUUAAGCUUAUCUGUGCUGUAGGAAUUAUUUCUGUGCAUAUUUUUGAUGUGGCAACAGAAGUAAGCAACCCAGUACAGAACAUGGUUUAAAACAGUUCUAUUUCUGUAAGUGCAUCCAAAAGAUUUUUUUUUAAAUGCAAAAUUUAGAUAAUGCUGGAACAUUUUGUCCUGAUAAAAAUAAACAGAUUUUUAAAUGCAUAACCUUCCAAUUACUAGCUAGUAAUUGUAUGACUGUUAAAUUCAGUGUGAACUGAACUCUGGCAUCAACUCAUACUUGAUAUUCAUGUUGUACUUCAGGUAACCAGUGUGAUGUUUUUAUAUUAAUUCCCCAAUUUAUUACCUUAUUCGUGUCUAUUGACAGACUUACCAAAAUAACGUCCUAUCUUAGAGAGAGUCAAUAUGACAGUUUCGGAUGUUUACAUAGCCAAACUUUUAAAUGAAAUUAUUUUCUUGGGCUCUUGGGCUGUGUGAUAGACAGAAGUAACAAGCUGAAUAUUCCUUUUUGGAUUACUUAAGUGGAACCUGGAAUGAAAAUCAGGACUAGAUGAGGAAUUUGGACCACCACAAUCUUUCCAUGGCAAAAAUAUGGUCUUUCUGUUGUCCUCUGAUGCAUAUCACAGAAAACUGUUAUAUCUUGUGAAUUUGUACAAAUCAAGCCAGGGGUGACAGCAUUCAGUGCAACAGAUCUUAGCCUGAUUGUCUGUAUUCGACACAAUGGUGGCAUGCAGCAAUAAAUAACAAAAUAAAUAAACAAACGGCUUUAA
This is a messenger RNA of Varanus komodoensis (Komodo dragon), 7673 nucleotides long. RefSeq names its product solute carrier family 16 member 9 (gene SLC16A9). The transcript has 5 exons. The record is from RefSeq and is a predicted model, not a curated record. NCBI's taxonomy places the organism in Eukaryota, Metazoa, Chordata, Lepidosauria, Squamata, Varanidae. Gene Ontology annotation, molecular function: monocarboxylic acid transmembrane transporter activity. Gene Ontology annotation, biological process: monocarboxylic acid transport; transmembrane transport. Bases 2461 to 3999 code for a protein of 512 amino acids.